AUGACACGAUUUGAAGUAGGUCAGACAGGGAAUGACUUUGCUGUACUGAAGCUCUUUCUUCAUGCAUAUGGAGACAUCGUUGAUCUCAACAAAGGGUUUACCUCUGACAGAAACAGAAUGCAGUUCAUAACAGCUGUGUUUUGGCUCAUUUUCCAAUGCCUGCAUUUGAAUGCCUGUACUUGACCAAUAAUGUUUCUUCUCCUUUGUUUCAGAGUCCAACCUCUCCAACCAGAAACCUCUCAGCAUCACUAAGGAUGCAGCCUUCCUUAUGAGCAGUGAUAUAAAGAGCUGUACCUAUCGGGAUCGUCAUUAGGUAAAGCCUUCUCCUACCACUCCAGAGGCCCAUCCAAUCCCAUCCCUUCUCCUACCACUCCAGUGGCCCAUCUCUUCUCCUACCACUCCAGAUGCCCAUCUCAUCCCUUCUCCUACCACUCCAGAGGCCCAUCUCAUCCCUUCUCCUACCACUCCAGAGGCCCAUCCAAUCCCAUCCCUUCUCCUACCACUCCAGAGGCCCAUCUCAUCCCUUCUCCUACCACUCCAGAGGCCCAUCCAAUCCCAUCCCUUCUCCUACCACUCCAGAGGCCCAUCUCAUCCCUUCUCCUACCACUCCAGAGGCCCAUCCAAUCCCAUCCCUUCUCCUACCACUCCAGUGGCCCAUCUCAUCCCUUCUCCUACCACUCCAGUGGCCAAUCUCAUUUACAGUCCAGACUUCCAGCAUCUAGUUGGGUUACCUGGUGCACGACCAGACUUUGUCUCUGGAAUGAAAGUGGGACUUUGCCAGACUUCCACCAGCCAAGGGUGACCUGUCCAUGACCUGUCCAGCUCUACAGUACCACCUCCACCCGAACCUCUGAACCCAACCCAGUCCCCGGGAUCCUCAGCCCCACCCCACUGCAGGGGAGGAUGGGUGAUGGACCUGUGAGUCUCCCUGGCCUCUCUCCUUCCAUCUCUCUCAUCCUCUCAUGGAGCCUCCUUCUGACACCUCCAGCUCCCACUGGAACACCUCCACCUCUCUCUCCGGACCUCCAGGUUGGUACCCGCUGAGGUUGCAGAAUUCUGGUACCCUUCCCAGAAUGCCCAUGGUUUUCCAGAAAUCCUAUUUAGAAGAUUCUCGGAAUCAGGAAGGAGUAAGCAGGAAAUCUGGAAUCCUCCAACCCGGAUUUCUGGAAAACCUGGGAAUUUGGGGAAGGUUAUCCUAAUUUUGUACUGACUCGGUAGACUUUGUGUUUAUGAUCUUUGAUAAUUUUGUGUGUGUGUCUAUUGUUGUACUCAAAUGGCUGAGGCAACUCUAUAUGUAUUUUAAAUACACUACCAGUCAAAAGUUUGGACACACCUACUCAUUCAAGGGUUUUGCUUUAUUUUUUACAAUUUUUGACAUUGUAGAACAAUAGUGAAGACAUCAAAACAAUAAAAUAACACAUAUGGAAUCAUGUAGUAACCUAAAAAGGGUUAAACAAAUCAAAAUAUAUCUUAUAUUUGAGAUUCUUCAAAUAGCCACUCUUUGCCUUGAUGACAGCUUUGCACACUCUUGGCAUUCUCUCAAACAGCUUCACCUGGAAUGCAUUUCAAUUAACAGGUGUGCCUUAGAAGUUAAUUUGUGGAAUUUCUCCUUCUUAAUGCGUUUCAGCCAAUCAGUUUUGUUGUGACAAUGUAGGGGGGGUAUACAGAAGAUAGCCUAUUUGGUAAAAGACCAAGUCCAUAUUAUGGCAAGAACAGCUCAAAUAAGCAAAGAGAAACGACAAUCCAUCAUUACUUUAAGACAUGAAGGUCAGUCAAUUUGGAACAUUUCAAGAACUUUGAAAGUUUCUUCAAGUGCAGUCACAAAAACCAUCAAGCGCUAUGAUGAAACUGGCUCUCAUGAGGACCACCACAGGAGUGGAAGACCUAGAGUUACCUCUGCUGCAGAGGAUAAGUUCAUUCGAGUUACCAGCCUCAGAAAUUGCAGCCCAAAUAAAUGCUUCGCAGAGUUCAAGUAACAGACACAUCUCAACAUCAACUGUUCAGAGGAGACUGUGUGAAUCAGGCCUUCGUGGUCAAAUUGCUGCAAAGAAACCACUACUAAAGGACAACAAUAAUAAGAAGAGACUUGCUUGGGCCAAGAAACACGAGCAAUGGACAUUAGACCGGUGGAAAUCUGUCCUUCGGUCUGGAGUCCAAAUUUGAGAUUUUUGGUUCCAACCGGCGUGUCUUUGUGAGACGCGGAGUGGGUGAAAUGAUGAUCUCCGCAUGUGUAUUUCCCACCGUAACGCAUGGAGGAGGAGGUGUGAUGGUGUUGGGGGUGCUUUUCUGGUGACACUGUCUGUGAUUUAUUUAGAAUUCAAGGCACACUUAACCAGCAUGGCUACCACAGCAUUCUGCAGCGAUACGCCAUCCCAUCUGGUUGGAGCUUAGUGAGACUAUCAUUUGUUUUUCAACAGGACAACGAUCCAAAACACACCUCCAGGCUGUGUAAGGGCUAUUUGACCAAGAAGGAGAGUAAUGGAGUGCUGCAUCAGAUGACCUGGCCUCCACAAUCACCCGACCUCAACCCAAUUGAGAUGGUUUGGGAUGAGUCGGACGGCAGAGUGAAGGAAAUGCAGCCAAAAAGUGCUCAGCAUAUGUGGGAACUCCUUCAAGACUGUUGGAAAAGCAUUCCCCAUGAAGCUGGUCGAGAGAAUGCCAAGAGUGUGCAAAGAUGUCAUCAAGGCAAAGAGAUUAAUCUCAUUUAUUUAACACUUUGUUGGUUACUACAGUGAGGGAAAAAAGUAUUUGAUCCCCUGCUGAUUUUGUACGUUUGCCCACUGACAAAGAAAUGAUCAGUCUAUAAUUUUAAUGGUAGGUUUAUUUGAACAGUGAGAGACAGAAUAACAACAAAAACAUCCAGAAAAACGCAUGUCAAAAAUGUUAUAAAUUGAUUUGCAUUUUAAUUAGGGAAAUAAGUAUUUGACCCCCUAUCAAUCAGAAAGAUUUCUGGCUCCCAGGUGUCUUUUAUACAGGUAAAGAGCUGAGAUUAGGAGCACACUCUUAAAGGGAGUGCUCCUAUUCUCAGCGUGUUACCUGUAUAAAAGACACCUGUCCACAGAAGCAAUCAAUCAAUCAGAUUCCAAACUCUCCACCAUGCCCAAGAUCAAAGAGCUCUCCAAGGAUGUCAGGGACAAGAUUGUAGACCUACACAAGGCUGGAAUGGGCUACAAGACCAUCGCCGAGCAGCUUGGUGAGAAGGUGACAACAGUUGGUGCGAUUAUUCGCAAAUGGAAGAAACACAAAAUAACUGUCAAUCUCCCUUGGCCUGGGGCUCCAUGCAAGUUCUCACCUUGUGGAGUUGCAAAGAUCAUGAGAACGGUGAGGAAUCAGCCCAGAACUACACGGGAGGAUCUUGUCAAUGAUCUCAAGGCAGUUGGGACCAUAGUCACCAAGAAAACAAUUGGUAACAUACUACGCCGUGAAGGACUGAAAUCCUGCAGCGCCCGCAAGGUCCCCCUGCUCAAGAAAGCACAUAUACAGGGCCGUCUGAAGUUUGCCCAUGAACAUCUGAAAGAUACAGAGGAUUACUGGGUGAAAGUGUUGUGGUCAGAUGAGACCAAAAUCGAGCUCUUUGGCAUCAACUCAACUCGCCGUGUUUGGAGGAGGAGGAAUGCUGCCUAUGACCCCAAGAACACCAUCCCCACCGUCAAACAUGGAGGUGGAUACAUUAUGCUAUGGGGGUGUUUUUCUGCUAAGGGGACAGGACAACUUCACCACAUCAAAGGGACGAUGGACGGGGCCAUGUACCGUCAAAUCUUGGGUGAGAACCUCCUUCCCUCAGCCAGGGCCUUGAAAAUGGGUCGUGGAUGGGUAUUCCAGCAUGACAAUGACCCAAAACACACGGCCAAGGCAACAAAGGAGUGGCUCAAGAAGAAGCACAUUAAGGUCCUGGAGUGGCCUAGCCAGUCUCCAGACCUUAAUCCCAUAGAAAAUCAGUGGAGGGAGCUAAAAGUUCGAGUUGCCAAAUGUCAGCCUCAAAACCUUAAUGACUUGGAGAAGAUCUGCAAAGAGGAGUGGAACAAAAUCCCUCCUGAGAUGUGUGCAAACCUGGUGGCCAACUACAAGAAACGUCUGACCUCUGUGAUUGCCAACAAGGGUUUUGCCACCAAUUACUAAGUCAUGUUUUGCAGAGGGGUCAAAUACUUAUUUCUCUCAUUAAAAUGCAAAUCAAUUUAUAACAUUUUUGAAAUGCGUUUUUCUGGAUUAUUCUGUUGUUAUUCUGUCUCUUACUGUUCAAAUAAACCUACCGUUAAAAUUAUAGACUGAUCUUGUCUUUGUCAGUGGGCAAACGUACAAAAUCAGCAUGGGAUCAAAUACUUUUUUCCCUCACUGUACAUGAUUCCAUAUGUGUUAUUCCAUAGUUUUGAUGUCUUCACUAUUAUUCUACAAUGUAAAAGAUAGUAAAAAUUAAGAAAAACCCUUGAAUGAGUACGUGUGACCAAAUUUUGACAGGUACUGUAUGUCUAAUAAAAUGUAUUAUUUAUUUCAUUCAGGGCCAUGGCUCCCAGCCCUCCCAGUCUCGCUGCACCCCAACGUGAGCUUUCCCGAGGGCAUCGGCGCCGGCGGAGACCCCCUGUCCUUGACCCACUCCCUUGCCCUGUGUGCCAUGCUCCUCAUGGACCUCCUGGCCGUUGUAGGCAACCUAGCUGUCAUGGCCGUCAUCACCAAGACGCUGCAGCUGAGGAAGUUCGCCUUCGUGUUCCACCUGUGUCUGGUCGACCUGCUGGCGGCUCUGGUUCUGAUGCCUCUGGGGAUGCUGUCGGACCGGAUCUGGUUGCAAGAUGAGGCGCUCUGCCAGAGCUACCUCUGCCUAAGUGUGGGGCUGGUCAGCGCCGCCAUUUUGUCUAUCUCAGCCAUCAACGUGGAGAGGUAUUACUACAUCAUUCACCCGAUGCGCCAUGAGGUGAAAAUGACAGUAAGGGUGGUUGUGGCGGUGUUAGUCGGGAUCUGGGUCAACGCUAUUGUGAUGUCAGCUCUGCCUCUACUGGGUUGGUUCCCCCAGGGAAACCAGGGGGUAGGGGUCGGACUCGGAGGGGGACUAGGGAGUCCCAUGAUCCCGGGUCCUCCAAGCCAGAGACGUUGCUCCCUACACUGGACCGGAGGAGGAGGGACCACAUGGUUCAUCUUCAUGGUCUUCUUCACUUUUGUCUACUUCCUGUGUCCAGUACUGAUCAUCCUGGUUGUGUACUGUAACAUGUUUAAAGUAGCCAGGGUGGCAGCCAUGCAGCAUGGCCCCUUACCUACCUGGAUGGACACACCUGGGCCCCGCCCUCAACGCUCCGAGUCCCUCAGCAGCCACUCCACCAUGGCUGUCAGCUCGGGGGGCCCUGGGGGCUCAUGUCCUCCACUCCGCACCCCCAGUCAGAGGACCUUCAAACGGGGGUAAAGCUGCGGCAGUCCUGGUGGCGGUUGGAGGCCAGUUCCUAUGCUGCUGGCUACCUUACUUCUCCUUCCACCUGUACUCUGCCCUGGUCUCCACCUCCCCGACCUCCCUGGCUUCGGCCCAGCUGGAGGAAGUCGUGACCUGGAUUGGUUACUUCUGCUUCACCUCCAACCCUUUCUUCUACGGCUGUCUGAACCGGCAGAUCCGCACAGAGCUGGGCCGAAGCCUGGCCUAUCUCUUUAAGUGGGCGGGGCCGGGCGACGGGGAUCAGCUGACCAGCCGAGAGGCCUCCAUCGAGGAGAACUUCCUCCAGUUCCUCCAGGGGACAGAGUGCAAUCUGGAGCCCUGCGGAUCCCAGGCACACAGCAGGGCCAGCAGGACUGAGGAGAAGGCGGGGGAGAGGGGCCGUCUUGGAGAUGGACCUUGUCAGGACAACACGCCGGGCCAGGAACACACGCCUGUUGACUUCCACAUCCCUGGACAGAUUAUCGAGGAGACCUCGGGAGUCCUUGGAGCAGCAGCAUCUGAAUCUGAACAAUGA
Coregonus sp. 'balchen' is the source of this 5927-nucleotide messenger RNA. The record is from the annotation of a GenBank genome assembly. Lineage: Eukaryota; Metazoa; Chordata; Actinopteri; Salmoniformes; Salmonidae.